AUGGCGCCUCCAAACAAGAAGAAUAUUCAGGGAGAUAUCUGGCCCCGUCUGCCCAAGAAACACGAGCUGUUUGUCUUCUUCCGCAUCACUAAUCCACAGCUGUUUAAGACACACCUAGCUGGCCUUGUUCCCUUGCUCACGACUGCCCGCGAUGCCGAGAAAUUCAGAUCUGAAAUCUACAAGAAGAAGGCUCAAGACACCCUUGAAGGACUUGUUCACUUCUCUGCAAUCAACGUCGCCUUCUCUGCUAGGGGCCUGAAAAAACUUGGAGCCGAGACAUUCACAGACGAUAUCUUCAACAACGGCAUGUGGGAAGAUAUGACUUACCCAAUGGAGGGUGAUGAUAAGACAAAGCAUCACGGUCUCGAUGACCAGCAUGAUUGGUUCCAUCAAUUUACCCCACGUAGUGGAUACAUUGACGGCGUCUUCACUAUCACCGGUGAGACCGAAAAAACGUUGACUGAAACUUAUGAUAUGGUCAAGCAAACCUUCGGAAUUGAUCUUAAGGGCGAGGGAGAAGGUGGUCUUCCUAAGCUUGACAGGCCAAGUAUUCAACUUAUCUUUCAACAACAGGGCCAUGUCCUGGACGAUGAUAGAGAACACUUUGGAUGGGUCGAUGGUAUCUCCCAGCCUGCUGUCAUUGGUCUGGACACCGAUGAAAAAGUUGAAGAGGCCAAAAAGGGCUUAAAGCCAAUUAAGGCUGGUACUAUUCUUGUGGGAGGUGAAGGGGAUGAAGGGAACCACCCAGCAUGGGCCAAAGAGGGAAGCUUCAUGGUAUUCCGCACGUAUGAACAGAGAACACCCGAGUUUAUUGGAUGGUGUGGCCGCAACACCAAGAGAAUGGCUGCUGAAGGCAUGACUCCACUAGCUGCGGCAGAGCUUCGCAAAUUCUCAUCCCGUGUUGUUGGGCGAUGGCCCAAUGGAGCUCCGCUUGAACUUCACCCAGACCAGGAUCCCACACCUAUGCUGAUCGCCGAUCCAAUCGCCAACAAGCAGAUGUUGUUCCAGAAAUGGAGAGACCAGGGCUUAGACCCCAAAGCCGAAUAUAAGAAAUUGGAAGAGACAAACCACACGGAUGCCUUUACUUACAAUCCCGAGGACCAAACUAAAUGUCCUUACGCUGCCCACAUCCGGAAGUGUGGUCCUCGAGAUGACUUCCCCAAUUAUGAAAAGCACUUGAUGUUGCGACGGGGAAUUCCCUACGGACCCUUGACACUUAACAAUGAGAAAGGUGGUGGUGUGUCACAGCAUGACCGUGGACUGCUGUUCGUUUCCUACCAAAGCAGCAUUACCAAUGGGUUCCGAUUUGUCCAGAAAGUAUGGGCAAACAAAGAGGACAAACCAGUCGAUUUCACCGACAAGCUGGGAAAUACCGGGCCUCAGGGCAUCGACGCUAUUAUCGGUCAAAUGCCUCCCGACUACCGCCACGAGGAGGAUGUUACCAAAUAUGAGGACCCAGCUCCCGUUGCAAACUUCCCGGAUGUUCAGAAGCCUGUGCCAACCCCUAACAAGCACUUCAUUCCCAUUGAGCGCUGGGUAAUUCCUCGCGGCGGUGAAUACUUCUUCACUCCUUCGAUUUCCGGAAUGCAAGACACUCUCUGCAAGUAA
Molecule: messenger RNA, 1608 nt
Organism: Penicillium antarcticum
Lineage: Eukaryota; Fungi; Ascomycota; Eurotiomycetes; Eurotiales; Aspergillaceae
Product: Dyp-type peroxidase
Exons: 8
Coding region: 1-1608 (535 amino acids)
Cellular component (GO): cytosol
Molecular function (GO): peroxidase activity; heme binding
Source: RefSeq, a predicted model, not a curated record